AUGAUAGGAUACUUGCGAAGCCGAUGGAGAGGAAAAGGGGAAAAGGCCCCCGGGAAUUGCGGAGAGGGAGAAUUGGCGCGAAAAAACGGAAGCGCGACGGUAGUGGUAGACAUUCUCUCCCCGUCCGCCGACGGCGGCGAGCACAGCCCCCGGUCGGUCGGAAGCGGCAGAAAGAGUCUGCUUGCGCCCGCCGCGGGGAGAGGCGGAGCAGAAACUGAGCCGCUGAUUCCCUGGCGGAGGCGGUACCGGCGGAACAACCGUUACAUUCGCCACCGGCGCGGGGAGGGCCCGGAUGGAUCCACGUGGCAGUACGUGGGCGACGUGUUUAGCGUGCAGCGGUAUCUGCGGAUGAGUAUGAUGUGGCGCCACGUGUGCAUAGCGAUGUGGGUGCUGGUGACUUUAGCGGCUGCUACGGCCGUGUUCAGCGCGACGUAUAAGAGCUUUCAAGACGAGCGCCAGGUGGCGCUGGUGGUGGAGUGCGAGGCGUACAAGAAGCUGCUGCAGGGCCACUUCACCGACACCUCCAACCAGAUUCGGCUGCUUGCCAAUCUGAUGACCACGUUUCACUACAACAAGCCUCCGGGCACCCUCGACAGGGCCACGUUCAUGGGGUUUCUCAACGACACGGAGUACGCGCGUCCGCGUUUGAGGGACGUCUCGUUUGCCGCUAGUGUGCCGCAGGCAGAGAGGGGGGCGUAUGAGAGGGCGCAGGGGGGCGGCUUCUGCAUCAAGCACGACAUGGCAUGUGCGGGGCAGCAGUCGGACUACGCACCCAUCCUCUACACCACGUCCUCUCUUCCACUCAUUGGACAGGACAUGCUCUGGGACGCGUUCCCAGCCAACAGGGAGGCAGUGAUUAGAGCGCGGGACCAGGGAAUUAUGGGAGCACUCACCCCGCCGCUGCAGAUGGCAGUCGACUCGCUGGGUGGCAUCAACGUCGGCAGCAGCAGCAGCACGGGCGCGUCUGGCAGCACUGUAGCAUCGGAAUCAAGCGGUAACCGGGACCUAAACACCGUCAUGUUACGCGUGUACCCGGUGUAUGAGGAGCGCACACCCCCGGAUGCAGGGGCGGGUGUGGCUGAGUUCCGAUCCAAGUGCCGAGGGUUCAUGUCGGCUGCGAUUGAUUUUGAGCCGUUGAUAAAGUCGCUGCACCGGGAGCACAUGCCGAUGUUUGUACCUAGACUAUUACGUGUUCCCCUGCUCCUCUUUAGGCUGGGCGCUCGUUUUAGUCACAGUGAUGUCGCUUCUUGGCUACGUGUGGUGGGUGGCGAGCUCGCACGUGCACCAAUUGGAGCACGACUUCCACCGCAUGGAGCUGCUAAAGGACAAAAUGAAGGCCUUCCCCCAUUCCUCUCCCUCCAUUUCUCUCCGCGUCUCCCCCCAUUCCUCUCUCCCCACCCCCCCCAUUCCCCUCCCCCGCAUCCCCCCAUUCCCCUCCCCCAUUCCCCCAGAUACCUAGACUACUACGUCUUCCCCUACUCCUCUUUAGGCUGGGCGCUCGUUAUAAUCACAGUCAUGUCCCUACUGGGGUACGUGUGGUGGGUGGCGAGCUCGCACGUGCACCAAUUGGAGCACGACUUCCACCGCAUGGAGCUGCUAAAGGACAAAAUGAAGGCCGCCCGCAACGUGGCUGAGCGCGCCAGCAAGGCCAAGGGGACGUUCCUGGCCACCAUGUCCCACGAGCUGCGCACGCCCAUGAACGGCGUCAUAGGCAUGCUGAACCUGCUGCUGGAGACGCCCCUCACGAUCACCCAGCUGGAUUAUGUCGAGACGGCUCGCACCAGCGGGCGGGCGCUGCUGGAGCUGAUCAACGACAUCCUCGACCUCUCCAAGAUUGAGACGUCUCAAAAACACCCUCACUUCACGUGGCUGCUCCUGAUAGACGUGUACAGGAGGUGUUUUGGCCUCCCUUAUCUUUCCCUCCUCCAAUUUCCCCUACUUUUUCCCUCCCCCUCGCAUGCUUCCUCUUCCCCCCACCAGGCGCAGAAGAUGCAGCUGGAGCGGGUCCCCAUGGACGCGCAGAAGAUGCAGCUGGAGCGGGUCCCCAUGGACGUGCGGGGCGAGGUGGACACGGUGCUCACAAUGUUCAUCGAGCGCUUCCGAGACAAGCCGCUGCUGCAGGUCGAUGCAUACGUCGACCCGCUCGUGACGGCUGCUGUUCUGGGCGACUCUCUGCGAUUGCGCCAG
Messenger RNA from Closterium sp. NIES-65, 2187 nucleotides. NCBI's taxonomy places the organism in Eukaryota, Viridiplantae, Streptophyta, Zygnematophyceae, Desmidiales, Closteriaceae. The record is from the annotation of a GenBank genome assembly.